Molecule: messenger RNA, 1316 nt
Organism: Pogonomyrmex barbatus (red harvester ant)
Lineage: Eukaryota; Metazoa; Arthropoda; Insecta; Hymenoptera; Formicidae
Gene: BBS5
Product: Bardet-Biedl syndrome 5 protein
Biological process (GO): intracellular transport; cilium assembly
Cellular component (GO): ciliary basal body; BBSome
Molecular function (GO): phosphatidylinositol-3-phosphate binding
Source: RefSeq, a predicted model, not a curated record
AUCUUUAACUUUUGUAUUAUUGAUUUUCUAUAAUUAAUAUCCAUCUCCAUUUGAUAAAAUAUCUAAAUACAAUUGAAAUAUUUGUAGAUGAUAUAUAGACAAAAUGUUUACAUUGCAUGUUUACAUUACGCGAGAAAAUAUAUUUUUAAUUUCAUUAUUUUUUGUUGUGCAUCUGUAGGUAUGGCAACAAUAUUGAUUUUCAGUCUAACAUAAGUUUAAGUCCUAUAACAUCGUCUUAGCUGAUGCUAGAAAUGUGGCAAGAUAACGAAGUCAAAUUUGAUAUUUCUCAUUCCAAUAUGCAAUUACGAUCUGGUGAAUUUACUGUUGACAAACUUGAUAUGAUAGAAGAUACAAAAGGCAAUGCUGGGGAUUUAGGAAGAUUGAUUAUCACUAAUUUGAGGAUCAUAUGGCAUUCCUUAGCUUUGCCACGAAUUAAUUUAAGCAUUGGCUACAAUACAUUUAUCACAGUGAACACAAAAAUUCUUCAUACGAUUCAUAGUGUAUAUGUGCAAGCUCUUCACGUAUUGACUUCAUUUCGAAAUUGUCGAUAUGAAUUUAUAUUUACGAAUCAUGAUACCAAAAGUACACGACACUACACUUCGGUUAUAGGUGUUUACAGAGCUUACAUGUCAUCAAAAAUCUACAGAGAGAUUAAAUUGAGAAGCGGUAUCAUAUGUGAAAAUCGAUUAGUUUUAUUACCUCAAGAAAAGGUGCAUUCUUCUGUACAAGAUGUUUGGAAUUUAUCUAUUGAACAGGGAAAUAUUGGAACUUUCAUUAUAACAAAUAUACGGUUGGUAUGGUAUGCAGAUGUGAAUCAUCAGUUUAACGUAUCAAUUCCUUAUCUUACAAUUGGAAAUAUUACUAUAAGAACAUCGAAAUUUGGACCGACUUUAGUAAUUUUAAGUACAGAGGCUAGCGGAGGAUAUGUCUUGGGUUUUCGUAUUAAUCCGUUGCAACAACUUCAUAUUACUCAUAAAGAAAUAUCAAUAUUUCGUUCAGAAUUCGAAAAAUUUCCUAUUUUUGGUGUAGAAUAUACGUUUGAGCAUCAGGCACCUUUACAAGAAGAGAUUAAUGUGGAACAUUUUACUGAAAUACAAGAUAAUCAAGCUGAGAUAUCAAACGUAUUUGGUUAUUAUUUUUCUGAGGGAGAAACAGGUCAUAGAAAACCACACUUCUCGAUUAAUUUAGGCCUUGCAGCAGAAGAGCCAAGAGAAGGCAGCACACUGCAAACUUUAUGGGAACUUGUACCAUCAUGCGUUAAUUAAUUUUUUAGCUUAAUUUGUUUUUAAAAUAAAGAAAAAUAAAUUAUAACAUUA